Amphiprion ocellaris (clown anemonefish) is the source of this 3134-nucleotide messenger RNA. RefSeq names its product activated leukocyte cell adhesion molecule a (gene alcama). The record is from RefSeq and is a predicted model, not a curated record. Lineage: Eukaryota; Metazoa; Chordata; Actinopteri; Pomacentridae. Gene Ontology annotation, cellular component: plasma membrane. The coding region runs from base 196 to 1875 and encodes 559 amino acids. The transcript has 16 exons. Gene Ontology annotation, biological process: cell adhesion.
UCCUCCCUUCCUGCAUUCGCGCGCAGCUCUCUGUACUUCACCUGUGCUUCGGACAUUUUGCGGACUUUCCACACUCCUCUUAAACAAGAAAGACGCAUCGACCGUAUCAGUCCAGCUGAGAACGACUACAGCUCCUCGUCUCUUGGAUCUCAGUGGAGGUGUUUGCUCUCAAACCCAGACGGAUACUUCUCCGGGAUGGAUUCGGCUGCUUUCUCGUUGUUGGCUCUCGUGGCUGCCGGGACGCUUCUUCAAGUGUGGGGUACAGAAAAUGUGACUGCCUUGUAUGGAGGGACCAUUGUUGUACCAUGCAACGGUGGAGCUCCAGCUCCUGAUGAUCUGAUGUUCAUUAAGUGGAAAUAUGAAAAAAAUGAUGGCACUCCUGGCGAUCUUUUGAUCAAACAGACACGCAAUGACCAAGCCACCAUUCAGGCCACAGACGAUUAUGCCCAGCGGGUCAGCAUUGAUGACAAGUUCAGCCUGCUCAUCAACCGGGCCUCACUUAAAGACCAGAAGACCUUCACCUGCAUGGUGGUGUCAGACACUGAUCUCUUGGAGUAUCCCGUCUCUGUCGUUGUUUACAAGAAACCAUCAUCAUUUCAGAUUAUGGACAAAUCUGAAGUAUUGCAGAAGGACAUAUUAACAACGGUAGGAACAUGUGUUGUUGCAGAUGCAAACCCUGCAGCUACUAUCACAUGGAAAAAGAAUGGGCAACCUUUGUUAGCCAGUGGGAAAGCUGUGAUAACACCCAGCUUGAGGCUGGACCCAGCCACGGGCCUGUCCACUACCUCCUCCACCCUCCAGUAUGUAGCCACCAAGCAGGACAUUGGUGCAGUCUUUGCUUGCAUUGCUACACACAAGCUGACCAAUCAGGAAAUGGAGAUGGAACCAUUUCCUAUUCACUAUCCCUCAGAGAAGGUUAGUCUCCAAAUUAUAUCCAAGGGGCCCAUCAUAGAAGGUGAUAAUGUGACAUUGAAGUGUCACGCUGAUGGCAACCCUCCACCCAGCUCCUUUUUCUUCUACAUCAAGGGCCAGAAAGUGCUGGUGGAAAAUUCAGACACCUACACUUUGAAUGCCAUCAACAGAGUGGCUGCAGGUGAAUACAAAUGCUCCAUGGCAGAUAAUGAAGAAAUGGAGGCCUCCCAAAGCAUCGUUGUUAGCUACCUGGACCUGAGUCUGAGUCUGACUGGAAGAGUUGUUAAGACAGUAGGGGAUGCCUUGUCUGUGAAAAUGGAGAAGAACGCCUCGGGUGAUGCUAAAGUGUCAUGGACAAAGAAUGGAAAGACCGUGAAGGAGCCAGAGUAUAGCAAAUUGACCUACACUAAUGCAGGAGUCUACAUAUGUGAAGUUUCCAUGGCUGGCCUCACGCGACGUCAGAGCUUUGAACUGGUCAUAGAAGGAAAGCCUUUAAUCACAAGCCUGAACAAACACCUUGCUGAUGAUGCUAAACACAAAGUCCUGACCUGCGAAGCUGAGGGAGCACCAGAGCCAAUCUUCAAGUGGAGCAUCAAUAACACAAAUGAGGAGAGCUCUUACAUCAACGGCAAGGCCACCCAUAAAAUCACUGUGAUACCCAAGGUGAACCUGACUGUCACCUGCAGUGUCAGCAACAAGCUGGGAGAAGAUACCAUGUCAAUCAAUGUUUCCUCUGUUUUUAAGGAGGACCCUGAAGGAAGAGAAUCUCCAGAGGAUUCACAAGACCAGGCAAGACUCAUCGUGGGUGUCGUGGUGGGGCUCAUCGUAGCUGCUGCUCUAGUGGGGCUCAUCUACUGGCUCUACAUAAAAAAUUCAAGACAAGGAAGCUGGAAAACCGGUGAGAAUGGAGUUGAAACAUCUGAGGAGAGCCAGAAGCUAGAGGAGAACAAUCACACUGUUUAAAAGGCACUAAGGCUCUAUUUCAUGAAUGAAAGAGGUAUGUCUGUGGGGAAGAAGCAGUUGACAGCAGCCUUGCAGCGUCAAAAUACAGACUCCUGGUUGGUUGCUGAAGUGCUCCGUUAGGCUCCACAUGCCAUGUAACUGGUAGUGGCCGUGCUGGACUGCCGUGACGGGGCAACAAUCAGUUUUCCACCAGGUCCAGCCCUCAGUCUGCUGUCCCACUUCGCUUUCUGAAAUCUACACUGAGGCUGCCCUGUGUUACUGUGUCAUUCAUUUUUUGUGUGUUCUUGUCUGUUCUUGUCCACUGUUGUUUUACUUUGGCAGUUUUGUGAAGCUGUGUGGAGGGGUUUUUCGGUACCUUAAUUUUUCCUUUAGGACUUCUUCUUGUUGUUCUUGAAUUUCUUCAAAGAAUGUAAAUUCCUUGUACAUUUUUUAAGGCCUGCAUAACUAAUUAUAAUUAUGCAUGUGCCCUGGGUGACAGUGCCAAUGUUUUUUACUUUUCAUUUUUGAUCUGGCUGUGUGUGGAGAAUCCUGUGUUCAGCUGUGCACAGACAAAAAGGCAAUUCCCUGCUGUUUACUGAGACUGUUCUAAGACUAUUCAAAAGAUAGUCUCACCAUCUCUUAAUUUCUGAUUUUCAAAUGCUGGCAAAUUAAUUGUUUGAAUAUUUCAUUAACAACACAAAAACCCCAGCUAUAGUCAAAAUAUUAAAUUAGGAACUCUGAAUGAUUUGUUCAUUUGUAUUAGCAUUUCUUUGUAAGUGUUGUAAGAACCAAGCUGAGUGCGUUUUAAAUUGCAGUUGCGGAAAUGUAAAUUGGACGCAAUGUGGAGCAUUGAAGCAUUAUGGCACACUCUACCACUAAUGAACAGUUUUUUUAAAUGACACAAAUUUGUUCCUCUUCAGUGCCAUUCACAUUUUGUUAAUCUCAAGGACUUUUUUAUUCCUUUAAGUUACAAAGGAUUAUCAGAGAAGGUAAAUGGAAACAAUAAUACAUUUGAAAAGUGUAACAACAAAAAAUGCAGUGUGUUCUGUUGUGUUGUCCAUGCUAAAAUGAGGUUCAGUUUAAUGCAGUACAUUGUUUUCUCUCUUGAAAUAGCUUUACUGAUGCCUGAAUGUUCAGUUUUAUUUGUUUGUUUUUUCAUGUGUAUUUGAUGUAUUUAUCAUCUGUGUGCAGCUUACUUAUGAAAGAUCAUUAUUUCUUUUAUUCCAGUAAAGAAAUCAUCAUUUGAUGUUUAAAUGGCACUGUGUGGUAGAAAUGCUAAA